This is a messenger RNA of Solea senegalensis (Senegalese sole), 3840 nucleotides long. It is a transcript of the gene dcaf6, whose product is annotated as ddb1 and cul4 associated factor 6. Bases 341 to 3316 code for a protein of 991 amino acids. Gene Ontology annotation, cellular component: cytoplasm; Cul4-RING E3 ubiquitin ligase complex. Gene Ontology annotation, molecular function: protein binding. The transcript has 21 exons. Lineage: Eukaryota; Metazoa; Chordata; Actinopteri; Pleuronectiformes; Soleidae. Gene Ontology annotation, biological process: positive regulation of transcription by RNA polymerase II. The record is from RefSeq and is a predicted model, not a curated record.
GUUUUGUCUCGCGUUGUCAGGACACAGCUGACCGUCGUCUGCAGCAGCACAAAUACACCAGGCUAAGCUAACACUGUGGGCAGUUAGCAGCAGCAGCCGCAGCAGCAGGAGGAGCAUAGGAACUACUGUCCGUGUGAAGUCAGCAGGACCGCGGACAGACACAGGACCCGGAGCCGCUCUCCCGUUUUUAAACCCGGCCAUGCAAACGAGUAGUGUCGGAGCUAGCUAACGUUAGCACAGUCCCGUCGGACGCGGGGACGCAGAGGAGGCGACAGCAUCACCGGGGGAGCCGUUAGCUGAGUUUCAAUGUUAUUGUUAAUUUCAAGCACAUUUGCUCACAAUGUCCUGCUCUGGCAACCUGGUCUGGGAUGUAAAUAAACGCUUAAUCGGAUUCAACGAGCCGAACACCAUCAGGACCAACUACUUAGGUAGACGGGAAUUUGUGCAGAGGCUGAAACUUGAAGCGACACUGAAUGUACAUGAUGGCUGUGUCAACACAAUAUCCUGGAACGACACGGGAGAAUACAUCCUGUCUGGGUCAGACGACACCUUUCUGGUCAUCACAAACCCGUACAACAAGAAGGUCAAGAAGUCCAUACGUUCAGGUCAUCGGGCGAAUAUCUUCAGCGCCAAGUUCAUGCCACACACCAACGAUCAGGAGAUCGUGUCGUGCUCUGGAGACGGCAUCAUCUACUACACUCACACCGAGAAAAGCGCAGAGUUCAACAGACAGUGUCAGUUCACCUGCCAUUACGGGACAGCUUAUGAGAUUAUGACGGUACCAAACGAUCCGUACACAUUUCUGUCGUGCGGCGAGGACGGCACGGUGCGAUGGUUUGAUCUCCGCACGAAGACGAGCUGCACUAAAGAGGAGUGCAAAGACGACAUCCUGAUAAACUGUCGGCGGGCGGCGACCUCGAUAUCCAUCUCGCCGCUGGUGCCGUAUUAUCUGGCCGUGGGCUGCUCCGACAGCUCGGUGCGAAUCUACGACAGACGUAUGCUGGGAACCAGAGCCACAGGUAACUACAUGGGUCGGGGGACGACGGGCAUGUGCGUUCGCUUCGUUCCCGCCCACCUGUCCAACAAGUCGUGCCGGGUGACGUCUCUCUGCUACAGCGAGGACGGGCAGGAGGUUCUGGUCAGCUACUCCUCCGAUUACAUCUACCUGUUUGAUCCCAAAGACGACCAGGCCCGCGAGCUGAAGGGCCCGUCAGAGGAGAGGAGGGAGGAGCUGAGGCAGCCUCCAGUGAAGCGUCUCCGACUACGCGGCGAUUGGUCCGACACUGGACCCAGAGCUCGCCCCGAGAGCGAGAGGGAGAGAGACGGAGAACAGAGUCCAAACGUGUCUCUGAUGCAGAGGAUGUCGGACAUGUUGUCUCGCUGGUUUGAGGAGGCCAGCGAGGCUCAGAGCAGCAGAGGAACACGACCACAGGCGCGACCCAGAGGAACUGCCAUCCGCCCAGAGGUUGUGUCAAAUCCACCGGCUGCUCCUGCGGGAGCCUCCAGUCAGGAGUCCAGCGCCCCCGAGAGGCCUGUAGGGACAGACACUCCAGAGGAACCUGCGGCUGCCACCUCCACAGCUGCUGCCACAGCUACUGCCACCGCCACCGCUGCCCCCGCGAUGCCCAAGUCUACUUCCUCCUCCUCAGGGUCGUCGUCGUCAACAGUCACAGCACCUCCUCCCUCCACCUCGUCAUCAGUGGAGACUUCUGCUCCGUCCUCCUCGUCCCUCACCUCCUCCCCGGACUCGGAGCAGAGGAGUCGGACGGACGCGAGUAGGACUCACGCGCCUCCAACGUCCGUGUCUGUGUCUGCGUCCACCUCAGAACCUGCACUCUCAGAGUACGGUCCUCACCGGCUUCCCAUAAGUUUAGUGUGUAGGCGUUUGCAGAGGUUACUUCGGCUGGCCGACCCUCCAGGACAGGGUCCGCGAGCAGCCGCUGCUUCUUCUUCUUCUUCCUCCUCCUUCUCUUCAUCCUCCUCAUCCUCUGCAGCCCCUACGAGACAGUCGCAAAGAGACACUGCUGCCGCUGCGGAGACGCCCCCUCGUACAGAUUCACCCUCGUCUGUCGUAAACAAACAGCUGGGAUCCAUGACUCUUGACGAACAGCAGGGAGGAGCAGAAACCGCAGGUUCACUCCCCGCUCCUGCACCAGCUCCUGCACCAGCUCCUGCACCAACUUCCUCCUCCUCCUCCUCCUCCUUCAGCGGCACCAGUCGACCCAGUACCGCAGAGCCGGUCCUCAGCCUCCACUACAGCUCGGAGGGAACCACCACCAGCACCAUCAAGCUGGACUUCACCGAUGAGUGGAGCAGCACGUCGGGCCCGAUGAGCGGCGCAGCUCACAAAUCCUCCGAGGCAGCGGCCGUUCAGAGCAGAGAGAGUCUGCCGACGGAGAGCCAGGGUCCCUCAGAGGCUCAGAAGCAGCCGGGUUUGUCGACCGCGUCGACAGAACCUACAUGCUCCGCCUCCAGCUCGGCGGCUCCAGCAGCAGCGGCGGCGGCAGAGAGCUCCUCCCAGGGGGACGGCGCGUCCUCACUGCCGCAGAGGAGCCAGCCGGAGGGUGCAGAGGACACGUCGGGAGGCUGCAGGAGGACGGAGCCUGCCGUGCCCUCAGUGUGGGAGGGUCAGAGUCAGCCCGCACGAGCCAACCAGGACUCAGACGACAGCGACGACGACCCCAUCCUCAUCCCGUCGGCAAGGCUGCGAGGACAGGGACAGAGAUUUAACACCAGAGGAUCUGCAGUAGGAGAUAGGAUGAUCAGACGCUCGGCAGCCGCUCGUAUCCAGGAGCUGUUUCGCAGGAGGAAAGAGAGGAGGGAGAUGGAGGAGAGCGAGACCCAGAAUAUCAGGAGACCCUCGGUCAAGAUGGUCUACAAGGGCCACCGUAACUCCAGGACGAUGAUAAAGGAGUCGUGUUUCUGGGGCAACAACUUUGUGAUGAGUGGCUCGGACUGCGGCCACAUCUUCAUCUGGGACAGACACACAGCGGAGCACCUCAUGCUGCUGGAGGCCGACAACCACGUGGUCAACUGUCUGCAGCCGCACCCCUACGACCCCAUUCUGGCUUCUUCAGGAAUCGACUACGAUAUCAAGAUUUGGUCGCCGCUGGAGGAGUCGCCGUCUUUCAACAGAGUCCUGGCUAAUGAGGUAAUAACUCGAAAUGAGCUGAUGCUCGAAGAAACAAGAAACACAAUCACGGUCCCGGCCUCCUUCAUGCUGCGAAUGUUGGCCUCGCUCAACCACAUCAGAUCAGAUCGACUGGAGGGCGAUCGCUCUGAAGGCUCAGGGCAGGAGAACGAGGACGAACACUAGCCUGACGGGAUUUUAAUUUUCAAGAAAACACUGUCUCUUUUUUUGGCUGGAAAAGCACUCAGAGGAGGGGACACACACACACACACACACACACACAAACAAACACAGAGAGAGACAGAGUGCAAGACAUUUGUACAAGUGGAGUGUAGAAUAUUUUCUUUUGGAAUAUUAGUAUCAUUUCUAUCCCCCCCUUGUGUUUUUUUUUUAAAAAAAGGAUGUAUUUCUUACUGAUGUUUCUGUACGAGGAUUAAAAAGUACACCUGUGUGAAUGCAAAGGGCAGAGACGUCAGUGUAUACAGUAAAUAUAUAUAUAUUAAUAUGUGUGGUGAGAGUGAGCGAGCGUCAUGGCGGUGUGAGGAGUGUGAGUAUGUCAAGUGCAAUAUUAUUUUGUUGGGAGACAGUGAGCUUUGAUCAGUGUUAACGUGUGACAUGAUGGAUUUCUUUUUUUGUAGCACAAAGUUAAGAAGACGUGUUGACGCAUGUGAACAAGGAGUUUUCAGUAAAAACAAAAACAAACAAAAACA